CUUCUCGAGUGUUUUCAUCAGAAACGGCAUAAGUGUUAGAGAGGCCGAUUUAGGGUUUAAGGUUUUAAGCUUUAGAGAGAGAAAGAAGAAAAGAAGAAGAGAGAGAGAGAAUGAGCAGGAGCUUAGGGAUACCGGUGAAACUCUUGCACGAGGCGACCGGUCAUGUGGUGACGGUGGAACUGAAGAGUGGAGAGCUAUACAGAGGAGGUUUGGUCGAGUGCGAAGACAACUGGAACUGUCAACUCGAAAACAUCACCUUCACAUCUAAGGAUGGGAAGGUUUCUCAACUGGAGCAUGUUUUCAUCCGGGGAAGCAAAGUGAGGUUCAUGGUCAUACCAGAUAUGCUAAAGAAUGCUCCAAUGUUCAAACGCCUCGAAUCUAGAAUCAAGGGUAAAAGCUCUGCGUUAGGAGUUGGCCGAGGCCGUGCUGUUGCAAUGCGAGCAAGGGCUCAAGCUGCAGGGCGCGGUGGUCCCCCAGGAGGAGGAAGAGGAAUGGCACCUCCACCAGUAAGGCGGUGAUUGUGAUGUUUGUGGAGAUAUUUUUCUGAGUCUAAUUAUCUUCUCUUAUGAGGCAAGAAAAAAAGAUGGUGUAAAAAAACAGUUGAAGAAAAAAUUAACAUCUUUUUUUUACAUUUGAGUGUUGUUUUCAAACGUUUGAAACUCGAGUUAUGUGAUAGCCUUUCCUUAAAUCUCUCAUUUCUAGUAUGUGUUCUUUUUUGUUAAAAUUCUCUUCAGAGUAAUUGAAUAGAAUCACUACAAUUCUACUACUUCUAUUCAUUGUAUUUUUAUUGAUUGUUGCAUA
Molecule: messenger RNA, 801 nt
Organism: Impatiens glandulifera
Lineage: Eukaryota; Viridiplantae; Streptophyta; Magnoliopsida; Ericales; Balsaminaceae
Product: small nuclear ribonucleoprotein SmD3b-like
Exons: 5
Coding region: 111-518 (135 amino acids)
Biological process (GO): RNA processing; spliceosomal snRNP assembly
Cellular component (GO): SMN-Sm protein complex; pICln-Sm protein complex; precatalytic spliceosome
Molecular function (GO): RNA binding
Source: RefSeq, a predicted model, not a curated record